Messenger RNA from Cinara cedri, 2563 nucleotides. The record is from the annotation of a GenBank genome assembly. Lineage: Eukaryota; Metazoa; Arthropoda; Insecta; Hemiptera; Aphididae.
AGAUAAUAUUUAUUGUUAUAAACACCACUAAAAAAGUUCUACAAUCUACAUGAGUGGAAAACAUUAUUGGAUCGUAUUUGAUUUAUGAUUUACUAUUGUUGUUCUGUAUACACGGGAUUGUUCAAGUGUUACGCAAUUAGCGAAUUAUAUGCAUAAAAAUCUAAAAAAAUGGAAGUGCCGAGUAAUGUCGACAAAUCGACCAGUAAGUACCUAUGGGUUUAAGAUAUUUUCUUGACGUUAAUAAUAAAAUUCAAGUUAUCUUUAUUUGAUCAAUUUUUAAACUAUUGCAUCAGCUAAUCAUACAAAUUCAUUUUACUUUUAGAUUCUAUCAUUAAAGUAUAUAAAGUAAUUAAAAUCACUCGGUUUCCUAUUCAUAGCCCUCUAGGUAGAUAUUUGUUUUUUGCUACUUUCUUAACGUGUUGAACUUGUCAAUUUACUCAAUUUUUUCCAAUCUCCAGUUCUUAAUCUGGUUACAAUUACACAGGCAUAAUAUGCCUUUUGUUUUUGGGAUGAUAACUAUCAAUGUAUUUUCUUAAACAUAGAUUUUUUUCUAUAAUAUGAUACUUUUCAUAAUUUGUUUUUAUAUUUCCACCCUUUUAUGUCAUCUUAACUAACCUACCUUUAAAAAUAAAUUAUAAAAAAUAUUAUUCAUAUAUUUGUGGUUAACCUUAUAUUGUAGAUUCCAUUUAAUAUUUUCAUUCUAAUCAUAAUAGGUUAGAUACAAUAUACCGUGUUUGUAAACUAGAUCAAUUCAAGUAAAUAAAACUAUUUUUUAAAAAAAAGUUAUAAACAAGGAUGGAUUGUUUUUAAUUUAAAUUAUUUAUAUUUUUUGGUCGUACGAGUAAUAUGUCAAAAGCCGAUCAGCUUCUUUCACAACUACCAAAACCUACUCCGUUGCCGAGUUUUGUGACUGAUGCUUUAAAUGGUGAACAUUUGUCAUUACUAUAGUUUUAUUUUAUGCUAUAAUAACCUUUUUUUUUUUUUUAACAUUUCUAUAGAAUAUAAACCAACACAAACAAAUCCUGUAUUAAAUGCAACAGAAACGACUAAUCAAAACUUUCACACUCCAAUGUUUUCGUAAAAAAUACAUUUUUAACCAACUAUAAAUAUGAUUGUAUUUUUAUUAAUGAAGUAUUUAUAUUUUUGUUCAUAGACCAGUAAUCACUAACAAAAAUGAAGAUAAUUUUGAUAUGCCUACAAGUCCUGCUAGUGAUGGUGGGACUGAUAAAACUGUUAAAAGUGAACAAUCUAGCAAAGGGGAUUUGUUUAAUUGGAUGAAGGGUAGUAGUUCAAGUAUUUUUUCUAUGGUUGCUGAAAAGGCAAAGAAUUCUGUGGAUGCUGUACUUACAACCCUAGAUCCUCAAAUGAAGGACUCAGUGAAUCGUAAAUAGAAAGAAUAACCAGUAUUUUUAAUAUUAUUAUAUAAUUCAUAUAUUUUUUAUGUUUUAGCCAAUAGUUUUGAAGUAGUUGUUGCCACUGAGAAAGAAAUUGUUGUAAGUGCUGUUAGAGAAGGAUUUCAAAAGGUUUUCGGAACUGCAGUUGUUAGGUACCUAGUAUUUUUAUAUUAGAAAAAUAUUAAGUGAUACAUAAACAAAAAGAUAAAAAGUAAUUAUUUUUAGAGGACUUGAAUCGCCGAGUCAUCCUUUUGCUAAGCAAUUGUUUGGUUUUUCUGCAGCAUCCAAAGCUACGAGGUAUUGCAUAGAUUCAGUUCGAUUGCAUGUAGCAAAAGGACCCAUUGUUGCCUUUGAAAGGUUUAUAGUUGAACCAAUGGAAUCUAAGUAAGACAAAUAUUAUAAAUUGAUGUAUUGAACUUUUGUUCAAGUAUAAUGGAUAUUUUUUUCCAACAAGUAUUAUUUUCAAAUAUUAGGUAUUUUAAAGUGUGUGUUAUUUCAUAUUUAAGAGAUAUGAAAGAUAAAAUUGUCUUAGAUUACUGCAGUUUUUUUACAUUCAAUACAAUUCUUGAAAUAUGGUUUUUAAAAUUAUGUAUAGGUUUUAUGAACUUGGUUUUUUGAAACUAAAUGACAUGGAACGAAAUAUAGAUGUAGAAGUUUACACACAAAGUGUUCCAGUGCCUACAUCAAUUGUUUCAUUGAUUCGAGACGAUACACCAUUAGAUUAUGAACAGAUAUCAACGGGAUUCAGUAUACCAGUCGCCCAUUUUAUGGCUAGCAAUUUGAAAGUAAAAUAUAAUGGUUUAUUGCACAAAUUAUAACUGAAAUAUUUUGAUUGCACUUAUUUUUUAGGUACAUCCGUCUGAGUGGCAAGAAAUCAUGACUGGUGUAAGUCAACGAUCAUCUUUAGUAGCUGCUGCAGUUUCAUUGGCCAUGUCUUAUAAAAACGCUUUAGAGUGAUGCCAUUUGUAAUUAUUCUUCUUUAAAAAAAAUUACAUAUACAUUACUUAUUAAAUCAAUUACUUAUAGUAAUAAAUUUUGUUAUAAAAUUGUAUUGAAUCUGUAUUUUAUUUUACUUUUUGCAACGGAUUGUGAUUUUUGCUUAUAUUUUAUUGUGCACACAUUGUUAAUGUUAGGGUUUAUAACUUUUAAACUAAAGUGUAUUAUUGACA